Molecule: messenger RNA, 3842 nt
Organism: Chelonia mydas (Green sea turtle)
Lineage: Eukaryota; Metazoa; Chordata; Testudines; Cheloniidae
Gene: ZDHHC22
Product: zinc finger DHHC-type palmitoyltransferase 22
Exons: 3
Coding region: 671-1498 (275 amino acids)
Biological process (GO): protein palmitoylation
Cellular component (GO): Golgi apparatus
Molecular function (GO): palmitoyltransferase activity
Source: RefSeq, a predicted model, not a curated record
AGGCAUUCCUAAAAAACAGCAAGCAAGGGGAUUUCAAGGUUAUUCCGCGUGCCAGCCAGACAGCAAGCCAGACGAGCUCGGAGAGGGGGAUGAGCUGAUCUGGAGACUGCCCAGCGGUCCGGCCAGAACCAGGAUGGGGCUGCCAGUGUUGGCACCAAAGAAAGUUCCCAGUGGCUACUAAAUCUUUAAAGUUUAAGGGACAAAUGUGCUUCUGAUUUAAGUUCCAGGCUGAAGUUACCUUACAACGGUGGAUAAGGUCCAGCUGGGGAGUGUAAAUAUCAGGCCGCGCUGGAACAGGCGGCUCCCUGCUUCAUUUAUUUGCCAUAGGUCCUUUUCCCCUUGUACAUUUUAUAUGUGUCUGGCACGGAUGGAAAAAGAAAGAGCUAAACGUAGUCAUCGCUGUGUUGGGGGAGCUGGCGUGGACCUGCCUAGACAGCUGCUGAUCUGUACCUUUGGUUUUUAGGGGAUUUUGUUUGCUUGUUUGGUGUAAUCCUGUGUAUUGACUAUACAAUAGCGAUAGACAGACACACGCGCACAGCGCUCUGUUGCUGUUACAGAGUUCCUCGCACAACGCCGAAGGUUGCAGCUGGGGCAGCCCCUUGCAGUUCUUUUGUGCAUUUCCUCAUUUUGCGCAUGUAGGGACAACAGUCAUUGAGGAAUGUAAUCCACAAUGCUAGUUCUCAGGGUGCUCAAUGUUGUUGCUCCAGCCUACUUCCUGUGCAUCUCCUUAGUGACCUUCGUCCUCCAGCUCUUUCUCUUCAUCCCCAGCAUGUUCAAAGACCCUUCCACCACCCCACUUUUCUCUCCUGCUCUGCUGCAUGGGGCCCUCUUCCUCUUCCUCUCAGCUAAUGCCCUGGGGAACUACAUCCUUGUGAUACAGAACUCCCCUGAGGACCUGGGCAAGUGCCUGAACUCGGGCGGAGGAGCCGAAGUGGUGGCGGACCGGCCGGACGGAAGCAGGUCCCCUUGCUCAGCCUUGCCCAGCACCCACUUCUGUAGACUGUGUGCCAGAGUCACCCAAAGGCAUGACCACCACUGUUUCUUCACAGGGAACUGCAUCGGGAGCAGGAACAUGCGGAACUUCAUCAUGUUCUGCCUCUACACCUCCUUGGCUUGUCUCGACUCCCUGGUGGCAGGGGUGGCUUACAUUUCUGCAGUGCUCUCUAUGUCCUUUGCAAACCCACUGGCCUUCCUCACCCUCCUGCCUCACUCCAUCAGCCAGUUCUUCUCAGGAGCUCUCCUUAGCUCUGAAAUGUUUGUCAUUCUCAUGCUGUACCUCUGGCUCGGAAUUGGACUUGCCUGUGCUGGCUUCUGUUCCCACCAGAUACUGUUGAUCUUACGCGGGCAAACUCGCUACCAGGUGCGGAAGGGGAUGGUGGUAAGAGCCCGGCCCUGGAGGAAGAACCUGCAGGAUGUUUUUGGGAAGAGGUGGCUAAUAGGACUUCUCAUUCCUGUGCUAAAUGUGGGAAGUGACUAUCAUAGGCAUAAAGACAAGUAACUCUCCACAACACACACACACACAGAUAUACCCCUACUUUCUCCCAUGCUCUGCUGCAACAUGGCAAAAUUGGGAUAUUCCAUCUCUCAGUACUGCAGACUCUGGGGGGAAGGGAUUGGCUAGCAAACCGAACAGAUGUAAGGGAUUGUCUUUCUGUUCUGUGCUUGUACAGUGCCUAGCACAAUGGGGUCCACUUCCAUGACCAGGGCUCCUAGCCGCUAUGUUAAUACUAAUAAUAAAUAUUAAUAAGGAGAUCACAAACCAUGUAGAUGAAGAGAUACUGCCGCUUUGUAGACACAUCACUGCACCUGUGUACAUGGCAACAGUCUCUGUACUAUUAGAAAAAUAAUAUUCAAAUCCUCCUUUAGGCUCCUUUCUCACUCUUUCAUCUUCCCUCUCUCUCUCGCUCUCUCUCUCUCUGUUAUCUAACCUAUGCCUUCUCCCACAACUGGCAGCAGGAUCCUUCUCCAUCUAGCUGAUAGCCCAUGCUAUCAUGACUAGAUUGUGAGCAAAGUAUAUGUUCCUGUGGGGGGUUUCCAAGUUGGAGCUUUAUGAAGCAUAAAGUGACCUGAGACAGAAAGAAGCAUUUAACAAUAAAACUGUAGUGCAGCCAAACACUUUAGGAACAGGCUGCUAGGAAGGCAGAGAGGGUCUAGUCUCCAUAGACUAGAAAUUAGGGAUGGAAAGGACUUCAUUAGGUCUCUUGAGCUCCAAUUAUUCUUGAUCUCUUCCCUUCGUAGGUAUAUGAAGGGAUAGCAGCUCACAGACUGACCACAGGGCCUGUCAGGAUUGUAGCUCUAGUGGCUGCUUCUCAGAGUGUUUCUUCUUCAACUCCCCACCCCCAGCCCUUGCCUUAUGACACAGUCCGUGGCACAAUUGUCUAUCCAGCUCCAAGGACCAGCAAUCAGAUCUAAUAAUGGACCUUGGAUCAAAUAAGGCAGAGAUACAAGAAAAGAAAACUGUGAGCAUGAACGGAAAAGAUGCAUUUGAGAGUUGGGCUGUGUGUGAGUGGCUGUGUGACAGAGGUAGGUUGGGGGUGGCUUGCGUGAGUGAGUGAUAGAAGGUGCAUGCACACAAACUGGGCUGGCAGGAGAGUGUAAGCGGCAGCACUUAAAGGUACAUCCUGAUGUAGCACACAGUCAAAGAUGGUUCGUCCAUGUUGAGUGGUGUUCAGAGUUCAGACUUCACUGGAAGACAGUGGGGUUCUCCAAAGACCGGGACACUUUGCUAUAAUUUUGUAGUAGUAUUAAAAAUUAACAAAAUGAUUACCUCAAACAUUCCUGCCACAGCCUUAAUACAGGCUCUUCAGAGGUUCUCAAACUGGGGGGGCGUGGAAUGUAUUCUGGGGUGUGGGGGGAAUGAGAAGCUUUAGGGAAAAAAUUACUGUGCGUAAUCAGAGCGGGUGGCCGGAGAGUGGUGGCCAUACCAUACCAUGCCAUCCUUACUUCUGGGCUACUGCUGGCAGCAGUGCUGCCUUCAUAGCUGGGCACCUGGGCAGCAGCUGCCACUCUCCACUUUGCCUUCAGAGCUGGGCAGUCAGAGAGCGGCAGCUGCUGGCCAGGCGCUGGCGGGGGAUCAUGUACAUUACAACAGACCCAAAGAAGGGGGGUGUGAUCAAGUUUGAGAACGAAUGCUUUAGGACAUUUCCUCUAGCCCAGGUAUAGUGGGGUACAUUCAUCAUGGUAUAUCUCCACUAAGGAAGUUAAUGGAGUUACUAUUGGGAUUAAUCAGCCCAGUAUGUCAGUAUGUCCUGCUUCAGCAAACCCCAUCAUAUCAGUGCUGAGACACCAUGCUGAUAGGUGCCUUAAAAAAAGACACUACCACAUUUCAAAAAUUAUCACAGUGCUUUAUUCCCAGGGGUUUAUUAUAAUGAGAAGAAGCCUCUGUUAUGGUCAUCUUUGCAUCAGCAGUGUGGCCUGGAUGGGAAUCCACUACUUCUCUUAAUAGACUGGAAGGGCUGCUGUUAAGCAAUGAAAGGUGUCUUUCUUCCUUGAACACCACUCUUAAUCUAUCAUGGGGGAGGAGCAUAAUACCUGCUCUCAAAGUUGUGUUUCUCCCUUAGCAGUGCACAGCAGUCAUUCCUACAGGCUUUAGAAUUGGCUCUCAGACAGCUCUAUCAUGAUCCCAGGGUGUACACAAGUAACAAACACACACAGUACAUUGUGAUGAGCUGCGUGACCUUGAGAAUGUACUGCAGAAAAAACUAGCUGUGUAGGUAGAACACACAUAGACAAUAUUCUUUCCACAUUGAAUGUGUGUUCGCAUGAACACACCUGUAUUUACAUGCAUAGUAUGCUGUAUUUUCAAUAACAGACAACAAUAAAGUGUUUUGAUUUUUUAAGUU